Messenger RNA from Recurvomyces mirabilis, 618 nucleotides. RefSeq lists its product as uncharacterized. The record is from RefSeq and is a predicted model, not a curated record. The coding region runs from base 1 to 618 and encodes 205 amino acids. NCBI's taxonomy places the organism in Eukaryota, Fungi, Ascomycota, Dothideomycetes, Mycosphaerellales, Teratosphaeriaceae. The transcript has 2 exons.
AUGCAGCCAUCAAUCCUCCUAUCGACUGCCUUUCUGGUAGUCACCACGAUAGCACACUCUGCAUCACUCAAUACAUCCCGCGAAUACAGCCUCUGGACCUGCCUCAAGCCAAACCAAACUGGCACGGAAGCCUACGAAGGCCUCCAGCUCUCAACCUACCACACCGGAGCCGGGGAAAGCGACAUCGUCUUCACUGAGUUGAGCGACAAUUACACUGUCAAAGGCUGGCUCACACCAGCUUCCAACGCCACGAACGACAUCGACAAUAACUACCAGGAGCUCGACCUCGGCACUCCUAACUAUCCGUGGACUAUGCUCUUGGCCACCAACGUCAACUUCUACGCCGCCUGGGAGCCCGUUCGCGUCUUCGUGGGUAGUGGCAGCAACUCCUCAGAGUAUGGCGUUCAGAAUGGCUUCUUCAUCAAUGAGACUGGUCUACAGUGGACGUCUGCACCUCAUGGCGCGGGUGGGGCUGCGGACUACUUCGGUGGAUGGCUUGUAUGCGACUGGUGGCAUGAAGUCCCACAGCUCUUCGUCCGCAACAGAUACUACAACGAAAACCCGCCUUACGCUCCGACCAGUUGUGCUGAUGUUGAUCUUGUGCCGUAUUACUACUGA